Messenger RNA from Monosiga brevicollis MX1, 912 nucleotides. RefSeq lists its product as uncharacterized. Bases 1 to 912 code for a protein of 303 amino acids. Lineage: Eukaryota; Choanoflagellata; Craspedida; Salpingoecidae. Gene Ontology annotation, cellular component: kinesin complex. Gene Ontology annotation, molecular function: protein binding. The record is from RefSeq and is a predicted model, not a curated record. The transcript is spliced from 2 exons.
AUGCAGGUUGGAAGGGUUUUGAGGGACUUUGGCGAGUACGAGCAGGCACUCGAGUACUACGGCAAGGCGUUAAAGAUCCAAUCGGCGACACUGGGUGAGGCGCACCCAGACACGGCCACCACUUUUAACAACAUGGCCCUUGUCUACGACAACCAGGGCCAGUGCGAGCAGGCACUCGAGUACUACGGCAAGGCGUUGAAGAUCAGGUUGGCGACGGUUGGCGAGGUGCACCCGGGCACGGCCAGUACGUACAACAACAUGGCCCUUGUCUACGAUAACCAGGGCCAGUACGAGCAGGCGCUCAAGUACUACGGCAAGGCGUUGCAGAUCCGAUUGACGACGCUGGGGAGACACACCCGGACACGGCCAGUACGUACAACAACAUGGCCUGUCUACGACAACCAGGGCCAGUACGAGCAGGCGCUCGAGUACUACGGCAAGGCGUUGCAGAUCUUUUUGGCGACGCUGGGCGAGGCGCACCCGGUCACGGCCACUACCUACAACAACAUGGCCCUUGUCUACGACAACCAGGGCCAGCACGAGCAGGCGCUCGAGUACUACGGUAAGGCGUUGAGUAUCCAAUUGGCGGCGCUGGGUGAGGCGCACCCAGACACGGCCACCACCUACAACAACAUGGCCGGUGUCUACUCCAAGCGGGGCCAGUACGAGCAGGCGCUCGAGUACUAUGGCAAGGCGUUGACCACCCAAUUGGCGACGCUGGGCGAGGCACACCCGGGCACGGCCAGUUCCUACAACAACAUGGCCUUUGUCUACGACAACCAGGGCCAGUACGAGCAGGCGCUCGAGUACUACGGCAAGGCGUUGCAGAUUUUUUUGGCAACGCUGGGGGAGGCACACCCGCAUACACGCCAAGUUCAAGCAGCUGUUCGCCGGUUAGAGGCAGCCCGAUAA